UUUACAGAUACAAAAUAAAAAGAUAAUGGAUAAAACCAGAGCUGGCAGUGCAACGACUUUGGAAAAAUGGGGAUUUCCAUUGCUAGAGCUCUAUCGGCUCGCCUUCACCUUCUACAAACAAAACUCUGGCAAGGCCAUACAUCUGUCUUACGAGGACAAUCUCAAGUUGAUCGCCUUCAAACAACAGGCCGCCUUGGGACCUUUCAAUACAAAUCGUGCGCCGGCUCUUGGUGUGCUCGACGUGAUCGGACGUGACAGACAGCAGCACUGGCAACUGUUGGGUGAUAUCACGAGAGAGCAGGCUAUGGAGGGUUUCAUAGAUCUUUUGGACACAAUGUGCAGUGCCUUUCGUCCCUACAUCGAGGCGGUGCGUCAGAAUCGCGAUGCCAAUCUAAAGGCCGAUCUGCGUCGCAUGGAACUGGAGAAGGAGGCGCGCGAGAAGCGCGAACGCGAGCAGCAGGAGCUGCUAGAGGAGGGCUACAAGGAGGAAUUGCAGCGACGCCAACUACAGGACGCACUCAACAAGCAAACGUAUCAGCAAUUUAAGCUGUACGCGGAGAAGCAAUUUCCUGGCAAUCCUGAGCAGCAGGCUGUGCUCAUACAUCAGUUGCAACGGGAGCAUUAUCAUCAGUACAUGCAACAGCUACAUCUGCAGAGCCAAAACAACAACAAUAAUAAUAACAAUAACAUCAACAACCGCAGCGACGGCAGCAGCAGCACCGUCAACAACAGUCCUGGCCAUUCAGAUCUCGUCCAGGCCAUGGAUACGCUGCAGCUGAGCACGCUCGAGUCCCAGCAGCAAGAGCAGCCCGAACAGCUGCAGGAGCAGCUCGAGGGCGAGGGUAACGAGGAAUACAGUGAAUAUGUGAUGAUACGUCCGGCCAAAAUAUGGACGCGGCCCGAUAUCGAACAGUUCAAGACUGAAGUUUCUGCCGGCGAUGGUGAUGGCGUCAUUACCAUUGGACACGGCGAUACGGUUACAGUGCGCGUGCCUACAAAUAUGAAUGGCAAAUGCAUUUUUUGGGAAUUUGCCACCGACAAUUACGAUAUUGGUUUCGGAAUAUAUUUUGAGUGGGCAAAGCCAGUUACCAGCGAGGUGACGGUGCACGUUAGCGAUAGCGAUGAGGACGACGAGUGUCUGGAUGAGGAUUAUCUAUCGACCACCGAGGAUUUGGAGUCGGGUUCCAUGUCGCAGGACCGCAAUACGCUGGACGCCCAAGCUGCGGCGAUGGCUGCCAAGCCACCCAUUUCCAUUAUUGUGCCAAUAUAUCGGCGCGAGUGCUACAACGAGGUCUAUGUGGGCUCGCAUUCGUAUCCCGGCGAAGGAGUUUACUUGCUGAAAUUUGACAAUAGCUACAGCAUUUGGCGUUCCAAAACGCUUUAUUAUCGCGUCUACUACGAACGAUAGGGCCAAAGGAAAGCAAAACGAAAGGAGUCUAGUAUUAGUCUACACUUACCAAGUGCAUAUA
Molecule: messenger RNA, 1469 nt
Organism: Drosophila arizonae
Lineage: Eukaryota; Metazoa; Arthropoda; Insecta; Diptera; Drosophilidae
Product: Golgi resident protein GCP60
Cellular component (GO): Golgi membrane
Molecular function (GO): fatty-acyl-CoA binding
Source: RefSeq, a predicted model, not a curated record